UCGAGUUGGAGCCCCGCCCCCUCGACUCCUAGUCUCCCGGCUGGGCUUGCAAGCGCCGGGACUGGGUUGCCCAGGCAUUUGGACGCCGAGGAGGCCCCGAAAAUGAUCCUCUGCCCGCCGAAACAGUGCCAGAGGCUGCAGGCGGCCAAGAUGAGCGCCGGAGGGGACACGGAGCGGGCCCCACAACUGUAUUUGGCGAAGGCGCUGUCCGGCCGGAGCCGCCGGGAAGCCCUGACCCAACAGAUGGGCCUCCACCCGCCCUACCUGGAGAGCUUCCUCAGGAUGCAGCACUACCUCCUCCACAUGGAUGGGCCCUUGCCCUUCGACUGCCGGCACUACAUUGCCAUCAUGGCUGCUGCCCGACACCGCUGCCGCUACCUGGUCAACCUCCACGUCCUGCAGUUCCUGCGUUUGGGGGGCGACCCCCUCUGGCUCCGAGGCCUGGACUACAUCCCCCCGAAGCUCCGGAAGCUCAGCGAGAUCAACAAGAUCCUGGCCCAUCGGCCCUGGCUGGUCGGCAAAGAACACAUCGAGAAGUUGCUGAAGACCGGAGAGCAGAGCUGGUCUCUGGCGGAGCUGGUGCACGCGGUGGUGCUGCUGGCCCACUACCACGCUCUGGCCAGCUUCGCCUUUGGCUGCGAGACGGACCUUUGCCCCGAAGGACGGGCUCUGCUCCGGCUGGGGCUGCCGGGGGGACUCUGCUUCUGCGACGCCGGGCACGGAGCCGGGACGGAGGGGCUGCCGCUCGGGCGCAAGCGGUCCUUGGACUCCUGUGUGGAGCUGGAGUCCCUCCGCGACCGCAUUCACCGGCUGCAAGUGGAGCAAGAGGAGAUGCGGAUGCCCUCCGACCGGGACGAAGGUUCCGAUGGGGGGCUCUCUGGCGCGGCAGACCUCUCCUGCUUCCUGCAAGACCCCGGCUUUGGCUACCAGGACUUUGCGCAGUGCGACAAGGACCGGCUGCAGAUCUUCCGCGUCCAGGACUACUCCUGGGAGGACCACGGCUUCUCCCUGGUGAACCGGCUCUAUUCGGACAUCGGGCUCCUACUGGAUGAGAGAUUCCGGACGGUGGACGGCCUCAAGGGUGGCUCCAUGGCCAAGCGGCAGGGCUGUGAACACGCCGCCCUCAAGCGCGCCAUCUGGAACUAUGUCCACUGCAUCUUCGGGAUCAGGUACGACGACUACGACUAUGCCGAGGUCAACCACCUCCUGGAGCGCCUCCUAAAGCUCUACAUCAAGACGGUCACCUGCUUCCCGGAAAAGAUGAACCCGGAGAUGUUUGAGCGCUUCUGGAAGCAGUUCAAGCACAGUGAAAAGGUCCACGUGAACCUGCUCAUCCUGGAGGCCCGCUUGCAGGCGGAGCUGCUCUACGCCCUGAGGGCCAUCACCCACCACAUGGUCUCCUAGGGCCUCCGUGGGCCACCUGCGCCGUGGCAUUCACCUGCCGUGUUUACUUCACAGCCUUCUCCGCCCCUUUCCCCCUUUCGAAGCGCUCUUCCAUCUUCAUGUGCAGUCACCGGGCGGAUGGGACCAAUUUGGGGGCGAAAGGGCCUCUGCGUCUUUCAUUUGAGGGUGCUUCCAUAGUUCGGACUUUGCCGUCCGUUCCGGUAUGAGAAACCAAGGAGGAGGUCAGAUCCCGUCCUUCCCUGGCGUCAUUCCUGCUGCUGAUGUUGUUCCUCGUUGUGCCAACUUGACUUCCGUUUCUGGACAUGGACCUUCUCUUGACCAUUGGGUUUGGGUUGGGGACAACUUUGGACAUGGGUUUCAAACUGGACUUCUUUGGAGUUUUGUCGAGGAGAGUAAGGCUUAUGCACAUUCAUCUCCUGCUGGUCUUUAUGGGGUUCUAAGAGUGCUCAGUUGGGGGGGGGGGGUAAACUACAAAUCCCAGAAGCCUUUCCUGGAGGGUCAGUGGGCUGUUCUGUUCCAGAAGUAAGGAAGGACCAAAACAGUUUGGAGAAAAUGUGUGUGUUUUUUAGCUAUUUGGACUAAUUACCAGAAACUAGGGAGGGUUUUGGAAGUUGUAGUCCCAGAAAAAAUCACUCCUUCUUCCCAAAAGGAAUCCCAUUGGGGGUCUCUUUCCAAACCUUUCUACUGCCGGUCCCUUGCUCACAUGGCAGACUGCCGUCUCGCUGCGAAGGGCCCCUGAUGCCUCCAAAGACACUCCAUUCGUGGCUUUGUUUUUCUCCGUCCGUCCUUCCUUCCUGGGUUUCCUUGGGAGCAACGGAUGUGUUUUUCUUCCAGUGUUGCUCUCACUUGGGUUUGUUUUAUUCUAGUUUUUUGUGGGGGGGGGGGGGGGGGGUGGCAAUGUUUUCCUUCCAGGGAGAUGCCGGGUUCGAGGAUGCCUUGCUGGACUCUUGGCUUCGGAGGAAGGUUUUGCGCUCGGCUCCAUCAUCGGUUCAAAACACAGAAUGGAACAGGCGGGACUGGUUUUGCACGCUCAUCCGUUGGGAAUUUGGGGGCCAAAGGGGUGGGCAAAGAGGCAUUGUAUUUUGGGGAGGGAAGGCCAGCGGGAAGCCUGGCAGAGGUGGCUGGUUCUGCACACAAACACACGUUAUGUAUAGAUAUAUGUAUAUGGCGGCAGCAAUUGCUGACCUGUUUACUGUUGAAAUGUUUUUGGGGGAGGGGGGAGGGGCCUCGUGUGGGAAGAGAGGAGAAAAAGCCUAUUUUUGCUAUAAAUAUAAUGGUUUGACAUGGA
Molecule: messenger RNA, 2692 nt
Organism: Anolis sagrei ordinatus
Lineage: Eukaryota; Metazoa; Chordata; Lepidosauria; Squamata; Anolidae
Product: sestrin-3-like
Biological process (GO): negative regulation of TORC1 signaling; positive regulation of macroautophagy; cellular response to leucine starvation
Cellular component (GO): nucleus
Molecular function (GO): L-leucine binding; oxidoreductase activity, acting on peroxide as acceptor
Source: RefSeq, a predicted model, not a curated record